AUGAAUUUCGACGAUGUUCCCGUCGUCCGGAACGAGAAGAAGUUCGACGACAUCGUCCAAGAGGCUUUGAAAGGAGGGGAUCCGCAGUUGCUCGUGCCGCCUAAGUCUAUCGCCAAAGACGUUUUGAAGGAGACGACUGGAAACGUGUACGCGAUGAGUGGGGGACAAAAGUUUGCGACGACUGGUGGCACGACCACUGCGACUGUUGACAGUCCGAUGGCGGCGAAGACUAUUCCUGCUUCGAUAUCACCGGUGAAUGCGAACAACGCGAGCACGGAUUCACCUAAGAGGACUUUUUUGAAGAAGGGGACGGGCGUGAAACGUAUUUAUACUCCUCCGAAAGAACGCACGUCGCCGUCGCCGUUGGCGUCUUCUUCACGAAAAGCCGAACAACAAGUGGCAGUAAAAGACAAGACAAAAAUGACGGCGUGGGAAGUGGAGGAGUACGAAAUGCAACAGGAAGUGGCGAAUUUUGAAUCUUUAGAGCAUGCGAUCAAAGGAAGAGCGUCGAAAGCGUCGAUUGAUCGCGCGGCUGAAGAGUUUGUGCAAAAUAGAAGAAACGCCGAGGAGAUGCUUUCCGAAGACCCGCUCUCGUAUCCGUACGCUCCGAAGCAAGUCCUAGCGAGUGAUGAUGAAGCAGUAGCAGCGACAAGAACAACAAGAACAACAACAACAAAGAUGACGACGAGUAGUCCAGGUGUAGCGUCGUUUACGCAAACGAGUGGGGGUGAAGAUGAUAGAAAGCCUGUAUCGACAAAACACCGAGCGACUUCGCCCGUGGCAACGAGCACUCCGCCUCCGUCCGCUUUCCGACGUUCCGUGCGAGGUUCACCUAUGCCACCCUCCUCGUCCCAACGAAUCAACGAGUUGGCGCGAAGCUCCAUGUCGCCUGCCGCAGUCAACCGCUCUGCGAUUAAAAGACAAGAAAACGCUCGAAAAACUCUGGAUAAAGACCGAGCGGAACUCGAGAAAGAUAUGAAAAAUUUCAAGAAGCAAAUGAUGGAGUUUAGAGAGCAAAAGGAUGAUUUCGCGAGUCACAUGAAGCGAGAGAGAUUGGCGCUGGAACAAAAAGAACGCUCAGUUUUAGGACAAUCUCGAACAGAGCGCGAAGAGAUUAAGCUUUUGAGAGGUGAAAUAGAAAAAAUGAAGGAAGAUCAAAAGCAUAGAGAUCAAAAGUCAAAGUUGACUGUCGAUCGUUUGCGGAAACAAGUUGAAAAUUUAUCUCAGGAAGCGGCCGCAUUGAAGUUGGAGAAAGAGCGAAUGUCAGAUGAAAUGCGUCGCAUGAAGAUGUCUCAACGUCAGAAUAGCUCGCAGACACCGGUUAAAACGGAACCAAUCGUUUCAAAACCGGUGAAGUCGUCGCCCAUGUUCGCAAAAGCGUCUCCGCCUCCGGUAUACAUCAACGCUGCUCCCGCGCAAGAAGCUAGGAAUAUGUGCGUGAAAGAAGAAGAAGAAGAAGAAGUAGAAGAACAUCAUAUUUACGAGGAAGAAAAGGUUCCGGAUGAACUCUUACGCAUUCCAAAUAUCGAUCCAGCGCCAACUUGGAACGAUGUCGCAGAAAUUGGUGUUUCCGAGGACGUUCACGCGGAUGGGAAAAUCACCCGAAAAUAUGCGGACGGCACCCGAGUGACAAAAUUUUACAACCAAAAUUCCUUUCGCGUUGAAAGCGGUUCCUCAUUGAUCAUGUAUUACGACAACGGUGACAUGAAAGAAACCCUUUCAGAUGCGAGUAUGCACAUAGUGCGAUACUGGUAUUCCGGUGUCCGAACGUGGCAGUCGAACUAUAAAAUAGGAAAACUUUUGUCCGGACGGAGCGAGAAGGAGAGAGCGACCAAAUUCGAGUACAGCAUCUUUCACUACAUGGACGUGAAAGAGGUGGAGGUUGAAUACGUGAGCGAAAUCAAAGACGUAUAUAAAGAUAACGGAGAAAUAUGGAGAAUAUACCCGGGCGAAAACGGUAGGCAAGAAAUGAUAGGUUAUAAAUAA
Molecule: messenger RNA, 1986 nt
Organism: Bathycoccus prasinos
Lineage: Eukaryota; Viridiplantae; Chlorophyta; Mamiellophyceae; Mamiellales; Bathycoccaceae
Exons: 1
Coding region: 1-1986 (661 amino acids)
Biological process (GO): cilium assembly; centriole elongation
Cellular component (GO): centriole; nucleus; centrosome
Molecular function (GO): tubulin binding
Source: RefSeq, a predicted model, not a curated record